AUGGACGCCGAAACUAUCCAAAGCCUGAUCCUGAAGCCCCCCGAAUGGAUGUCGGAAUGCCACAUUCCCGAGGAGAUCCCCUGCCCGCUCACACGCAGUUGGGCGGAGGGGUUCGAGAAGGCGGUUAAAAUGCAAAUUAUGCCCCGUGGUCUCGUUCUAUGGUCGUUCAACCACAAGUUCCACCUAGGCGGCUGCCGUGUUCCUGUAUCUGCCAAGUUCCCGCUCAUCGCGAUCCACGACGACGCUGAGGCCGAACCAAUGCGUUGUGGCACACCCGGGGACAGAGCAGCCACCUCGCCACAAAUACUCGACUCGCCGCCUCAAAGUGUGGCGCGUUCGACACCGAGCACCAGCGACGAGGAUGAGGAGGAUGAGGAGGAUGAGUAUGAUGGUGACGAGGAUGAGGACGUGCCAAUGGACGUCGACGACGUUGACACAGCAGAGAUAUCAUCGUCUGGCACGAGAUUCAGUACGGCGCUGUCUCUUCUCUCUAGGGUUGCUGCUGCUGCUGCGGAGGCUUCUUUACCACCAGAGUCUCCAAGCCACAUCAAUGAGAACUCCGACAGCACAGCGCAAGCAGAACCAUCCAUUAUUCAAGUAGCUCCGCCGCAACAGGAACCAUUGUCCGCCAGGCCUCCGCUCGCUCCUCGUUCUAGAAAUGUUCCCAGGCCUAGCUCUGCAUCGUUUGUGGCUAGCUCUGCGUCAUUUGGGGUGUAUGGCGCAGGUUAUGGGUCUACUAUCACGACCCGGUCGGCAGCCAAGGUCAAGCGUGAGGCUCUUGAUGUUGACAUGUGGAAGGGUGAUAUACAGCAGCGGUCUGCAAUCAGUGCGCCCGCGGCGGCCGAGAAGAAGCGCGCGCAGCCGAGCAGGGCCCAGCGAACCGUCAGUGUUAUUUUCCGUCAUAUCCAGUUCCAUACUCAUCUGCAUUCUACGCCUCAGACGGCAAAGCCGGCAUGCAGGAAGUCCAAGUCCCCGCCGCCACAGCGCAAGAAGCAAGUGAGAGUGCGGACGUCACCGGUCAACCCAGAAGGCAAGAGCAAGGCGCAUUAUUGCAAGAUUUGCGGACAGUGCAUCUAUGGGGUGAAGGAACCGCUCCGCCACGUGGACACCGUCCACCUGCACCCCUUGGCCUAUCGUUGUCUGUGCGAGAAAAGCUAUUCAAGAGUGGACGCGCUCUCGCGGCACAUGAAGACUACCUGUAAGGAUGUGAAGCUGCCCAAGGGAGAGACGCUACCAUACGAUUUCGGCCGCCAUCCAUUUGACAUCACCCGAUUUGAAGUCUUGAUACAAGACCACCCUGUCGCGGAUUUGAUGCCGCUGGAUGAUGUUCCUCAAGACCUGCUGGACAUUGGGCUGCCUUUGGACGAACCGCCUGCGCUUGAAUCUUUUCUGUCGACGUCGGCAUUGGAAUCAGGACGUAAGCGGAGACGCCCGGCAGCGCCCAAGGCCAAGCCAUCCGCCAGCAGGCCCUCGCUUCGGGACCCUGGCACAAGUUCGCCGCCCCCUAUUUCGUCGUCUGUCUCGUCCAGCUCGUCCCGCGGCUCCUCCCCACUGACGGACCCGCCAACUUCGUGUGAGGGGUCGCACGAGUCCGAAGAAGAGUACGAGUCAGAGGAAGAGGAUUGA
Postia placenta MAD-698-R-SB12 is the source of this 1626-nucleotide messenger RNA. RefSeq lists its product as hypothetical. Lineage: Eukaryota; Fungi; Basidiomycota; Agaricomycetes; Polyporales; Adustoporiaceae. The record is from RefSeq and is a predicted model, not a curated record. The transcript is spliced from 3 exons. The coding region runs from base 1 to 1626 and encodes 541 amino acids.